Messenger RNA from Lucilia sericata (common green bottle fly), 1238 nucleotides. RefSeq lists its product as uncharacterized. Bases 141 to 989 code for a protein of 282 amino acids. NCBI's taxonomy places the organism in Eukaryota, Metazoa, Arthropoda, Insecta, Diptera, Calliphoridae. The record is from RefSeq and is a predicted model, not a curated record. The transcript is spliced from 2 exons.
AAAAAAAUAACAAAAUUUAUUUUCUAAAAUUUAUAAUUAUUAAAUAUAAUUUAAAAUCUUAAUAUUUGGAUGAAGUAGCUAAAUUUUUAAUAAAAUUUAAAUAAAAAUAAUCUUAUAAAUAUUAAAAAAAGUGUAAAAUCAUGAACCGUUUAAAUUUUACCCAAAUGGUUAAUAAAAAUAUUCUAGGACAUCAAGAAAAUAAGUUUUUCCAUAUUACUCAAGUCAAUACCGAGGAUUUCUAUGAACAGGAAAGAUAUACUGCUAAAAUAAAAGAAGCACAGGAACGUCAUAAUUUAGCUGGAAAAAUAAAUGAUAUUGUAUACCAUGUACAUGAAAAAUUAAGAGAACGUCAGUCUUCACCGCAUAAAUUAAAAGCGAAAGCGAUCACAAAAAAAUCUAAUGAAAAGAUCACUCAAGAAAAACAACUAGCUCCACUAAAACCCAACGAAAAUCAAAUAAUUCCCUCGGAAAAUAUUGAAUUGAAAAAUUUUGAAUAUCAGUCAUCACCACACAAAUUGAAAGCAAAAGCGAUCAAAAAGAAAUCCCAUGAGAAGAUCACUCAAGAAAAACAACUGACACCUUUAAAACCUACCGAAGAUCAAAUUAAUUCCUGGGAAAGUUUUGAAUUACGAAAUUUAAGUAUACCUCGCUUAAAAGUUUUACGUAGCAAUAAAGAAAAGAAAUGGGUACAUAAAUCUACAACCGUAAAUUUUAAUAAUUUUGAAAAUCAUAAGAGAAUUGUUGAUGCGUUAAAACGACAAAGCGAAUUACAAAAUAUGUUGGAAGAACAGCAACUGAUCAAACAAGAUGGUCAAUCUAUAGCACAGGAUAUAUUCGCAUUACGACAUUGCUUGGACGAUAUACAGCAUCGUGUGAAUAACUCCUUGAAACAUUUGGAAAAUAAAAAGACUUAUUGUGAAUGUCAUGGCCUGACGGGAACUAAAAAUUGUAAGAAAUGUUUAGAAAAAGUAAAAAUUCCGAGUAAAUAAAUAAUGUUUGGGAUAUGUAAACUCAAAAUUUGAUUUUUUGUGUCUUAAACGGUUUCGUGUUCAAGAAAAGUUUGAAAAUCCCACUUUCAUUGUUUUUUUGUUACGAAUAUGUAUGUUGGUAAAAAUCCUCUAUCGAAUAAUCGAAUUUUUGUUAAAAAACCAAAAUCGUUUUUUGCAGUUAAAUAAUUUUUAAAUUAUAUGGAAAAACUCUAUUGUAUGAUAUUUUCAAAAGUAAUUUUACGAACCCUG